Aspergillus novofumigatus IBT 16806 is the source of this 1566-nucleotide messenger RNA. RefSeq lists its product as uncharacterized. Bases 352 to 1566 code for a protein of 404 amino acids. The transcript is spliced from 8 exons. NCBI's taxonomy places the organism in Eukaryota, Fungi, Ascomycota, Eurotiomycetes, Eurotiales, Aspergillaceae. The record is from RefSeq and is a predicted model, not a curated record.
CCUAUGUUGGUCUUACAGAAGUGUAAAACUUUAAUUUUGAUACCUCUCGUGCGCUUUGUAGCUGCCGAGGGUCUUAGUGCCGGGUGGAAGCCAUCUUUCUGUCGAUUGUUCCUGCAUAUCGACUAGACCAACCGAAAUCUCAUUUCCUCCAUAAGAGGGCAGAGGUAUCCCAGACUCUUGAGCCCCAAAACGCAUCGUACUGUCUUGCACGGUUGCACCGAUCUCCGCGCGAUUGCCUUCCCCACGCGGAAUAUAGGUGGAUCUCGUCCCCGUUGCCAUGAACGGCUCCCGAUAAAGAUCGACAAGACCCAAGAAUUGAAAGGAGCGCGAUCUUGAUCGGACGGACUCGAGAUGACGAGUCCAAUUCACCAGACGUUCGAGGCCUUGGUUCCCCGGCAAUCGACGCCUACAUUCGAAUUCCCCCUCCAUACAAGAGGCCCUACGAAUGCGCCUCGCAUCCUCGCCAUUGUGGGCUUUUUGACAGGUCUAUCGGCCUUGUUGGUUGUGCUGCGCUACUACGUGCGAUUAUUCAUUCUGCGAAGAUUUGACAUUGAGGAUGGGAUCAUCCUUAUAGCCCAGGCAUGCGCUUUUGGUGUCCUUGGAUGCUUUAUUGGAGAGACACACCGUGGACUGGGCCAUUACAGCCGCGAUAUUGGUUUGGAGGAUUUGGGGCCAUUGUCCAAGUGGACAUUUUUCCAUGCAAUUGUCAUUGUGUUGGGGAUAAGCUCGGUCAAGAUAUCGCUCGCUUUCUUUUUGCUGCGAUUCGCAUCACAGAAUAAGUUUAUCAAAAGGUUCAUCAUCGGGGCGCUCGUUUUCCUCAUACUUUUCACGAUUGCCUGCAUUCUAACACUGAUAUUCCAAUGUAUACCUGUCAGUGCAGCGUGGGAUUAUACCCAAAAGGCUACAGCAACGUGUUAUUCAAGCAAAACCUACCUAGCUAUUGGCGAAUUCAACAGUGCUAUCAAUAUCGUUACCGACUUUGUUUUCGCAACUCUGCCGGUUUUCAUGUUCUAUAAUAUCCAGGUAAACAAGCGCACUAGAGCCUCCCUAAUGGGGAUUCUUAGUCUUGGAUACUUUGCAUGCGCCGCAGCUAUCGCCAAAACAGUUUACCAAAGUCGAGUGUUCGAGGAGCAAGACGGGUGGCGUGACCCUAAAUUUCUCAUAUGGAACUGCGUUGAGCUCAACGUUGGCAUCAUCGCCGCCUGUUUCCCCACGAUCAAACCCCUCGUCAAGUCUGUCAUCGGAAGCACUUGGAGUUUAGCCAGCAACUCCCGCUCGCGAAAGCGAACAAACAACGCUUACUACGGACAGUCAUCGAGCCAUGCAUUGGGCUCCAUAAGACGCAGCCGGUUAGAGCAUGAAGCGCAGAAGUACAAUGUGCAUAUCGAUGCUGUUCGAACAUCCUUCGAGGAGAACUUGGCGGCUCAUCCGUCUCAUCCCCGUCUUCAGCGUUUGUCGUCCUCGAGAAUACUGCGCACAACAGAAGUAAUCGUGCACUCUGAGGGGGGAAGCGAUGCGGUUGGGCUAGGUAUAGGGCCCAAGCGGUCAGUGGACGAUCGAGUAUAG